AUGAGUCAGAAAACCGCCAACCAGACUGCCUCCGUAGGCCAGCGCGAUGCGAUCUAUAUAAUCAACGAAAGCUUUCUCUCCGGCCGCCUCAUAGCGGCUCUGGUUAAAUCAGUUGACCAAACUGCAUCGGAAAAUCGACAAAGCGACAUACUAUCUGAAGACGAAACUGCUGAGGCCUUCACCCUGGGUCUAGCUGCCCUACAACUGUUCCUCCAGAUCAAUGUGACUGGCCCAGUGGUCCCCUCCAAGGAGAUUGAAUCUUUAGAGACAAAAUUCGCAUCAGAAUGGACAUGUACAUUGUCACAUAUGCGCAGAGCUUGUCUUAAAUAUCUAGCGGUUGAUGGACUUGCUCCGUAUCCACAUAUUCCCUACAUCGAGCUUUUCUGUCUCGCCAAGUACAUUUUCACCACAGCCCUUACGUCUCUGUCGACGGAUACCAUUACUCUUCCUACUGGACCAGAUGGCGAAUCAGUAAAAUAUAGUUUAUCAUGGACGAGGCUGCGAAUCCACGCCUGGCAUUACAAGCUGAUUGCCCAGCCCAGCUUUGGCGGUGCAAACUUUACAAAGAGCUCACAGUGGAGUGAGCUGCCUACGUUGGCAAAGCAAAUUCUCGAUCUCAUGGAGUCGGUCAGAUCAAGGAUCAUGGGCGGAGAUGUAUGGGCUGAAGACGAGGCAUGGAAUGUUGAUGAAAAAGUCGAAUAUCUCUUGGAAUCUGCCAACAACUACAUCCUGCUUGGCCGAUCUGAUUUAGCCAAAUCAACAAUUAAAGAGGCUGCACAAACUAGUGGGCUAUCCUUUGCUUUGUCAGGGGCCCUUGGUAAGAGAACGAGGUUCCAAGAAAAGAGCAUCAGCCAAAUGGUUGUUCUCGCCAAAAGCAACAGUAGUGACGACAACGACAAGAACAACGACGUUGAGUCCAACACCCCCAAGCCCCAAGCUCUUCCUCUUAACAACGAUACCCUGCUUGAAGAAGUCCAGUUUGCAGCAGCGGGUGAAACUGCGAAAGAGGAGUCAAAUCCCGAGCUACCUCCUGCGCUGGCUGCUCUGGCUCCUGACAACCAACCCCAACUUAACCCUCUUGACCAAAUCAUCCUCCUCGCCGAAGCGACUCUCAAGGAUGCCUUCUCGCCAGUCGACUCAUUAACGGCCGAAGAGAUUCUGCCCUUUGCAACCCGUGUAAUCGCUGAUAAAUCAACAAACUGGCAGAUUUACACCCAGGCUCUGCUUGUACGCUCCAGAAUCGAGGUCCAUCGAAGUCGCACUAUGGAGCGUGGUAUUCUACAGUUACAAGCACUCGCGGAUCAAGUACUCUCCGAUACAACAUACGCCUCUCAGGCAUCUGAGAAAAAAUCCAAAGGCGAACAUGCUGAUGUGCCUUCCAUUGAGGUUUCAGCUCCUGGACAAGAUAAGCAAACAGCUGCUCCCCCCUCCAAUAUCCCUACCACAUUCCUCCCGGCCCCUACUGCCUCAGAGUCCGCACCAGCCGAUAUCCGUCUACGCUAUAUCCACGCCUUGUCAACUCCUCCCCGCUGGCAUCUUGAAUCCGAACUUGCGUUCGCUUGGGCUAGUGUAGGAUCCCUCAUCUCGGCACAGGAAAUCUUCCAACGCCUCCGCCUGUGGGCUGAAGUUGCUUUGUGCCUUGCUAGCGCUGCUGCAGCCCAAGAUGACGAUGGACGAGGCAGCGGUGGCGAUGAUAAAGCCCGCGGUAUCGUCCGUUGGAGGCUCUUCUACAGAACGGGGCAAACGGCGGAUGUAGCCAAGAGUCUGGAUCAAGACGAAGACGAAAUCGGCGACGAAGUCACACACCUGAAGCCUGCUGAUUUUGCCGGCCCUGAACGCAGCCCUCCUCCCUCCGACGCUGCCCGCCUCUGGUGCAUUCUGGGUGACUUGGAACAGGAUCCAAACCACUACGAACGUGCAUGGGAGCUCUCCAACCGCCACUUUAGUCGCGCCCAACGCUCUCUUGGCGAAUACUACAUUGGAAAAGGAGAAUGGGCCAAGGCCCAGGAGGCCUAUAAAAAGGCAACUGCCGUCAAUCGAAUGAACCCUGAGAUGUGGGGUCGUCUUGGUGACAUUAGCCUUCGUCUCAACCGAUUCGAAGACGCGGCCGAAGCAUUUACCAGAUCCAUUGGGAGCGCCAACGACGAAGCUGGCGGCGAGGACGCCAAGACGUGGAGCAACCUGGGCUCCGCGCUGUGGAGUCUUUGUGCCGAAGUCCUGGCUUCCGGCGAGACACUAGCGCCCGAGCACAAGACCAUCGAGAAGGCGAAAGAUGAAGACGAAGACACCAUUGUGCCAAUCGUGGACGAGAAGCUCGUCAGUCGCGACCCAGCUAAGCUCCUUGCACAGGCGCUGGCCGCUUUCAAAAAGGGCGCCUCCAUCGCCAAUGACAACUGGCGCAUCUGGGAGAAUGUUGUAACCUUGGCGGCACGUAUGCGACCGCCCGCCAUUGCAGAUAUGGUCCUUGCCAUGACGCAAAUCGUGCGCAUCCGCAAGACGGAAGACGCCGUCAACGCCGACGUUCUCAACGUCUUGCUCCAGCGCGAAGUCCUACUCAAGGCCCGCGACUCCAAGACGGACGUGUACGAGCCUCCACGCGGAACAACGGAGCGCCUCAUCUCUCGCAUGAUUGAAGAAGAGAUUGCGCCGCUCAUCACGAAGCGUUCUGAGCUGUGGUCCAUCGUGUCCCGCCUGCGCGCCUGGCACCGCGAUUACCACGGUGCCAUCGAUGCUGCCGAACGAGCGUGGCGCGCUGCCUUUGGAUCCUCUGGCAGCAGCUUGCUGGCUGGUGAGUCUUCCGGGUCGGACUGGACAGAGGACGAGGCCGCAUGGAUGGAGGUUGUCAAGCGCACAGAUGAGCUUGUUUCGGUGCUCGAGAACUGGGGGCCAGAUGUCGAGGAGAUUGGCGCCAGAUGGCGCGGAAAGGCACGCAGUGCAGUCCGCAGCGUCAUGGGCAGAGCGAAGCAAAACUGGCAAGAUACUGAGGGUUGGGCGACACUGGAGGGACUCAUGGAGGGGCUCAAGUUAUCCAAGGAAUAA
Molecule: messenger RNA, 3039 nt
Organism: [Torrubiella] hemipterigena
Lineage: Eukaryota; Fungi; Ascomycota; Sordariomycetes; Hypocreales; Clavicipitaceae
Source: the annotation of a GenBank genome assembly